Scheffersomyces stipitis CBS 6054 is the source of this 1278-nucleotide messenger RNA. Its product is annotated as serine/threonine protein kinase. The transcript has 3 exons. The record is from RefSeq and is a predicted model, not a curated record. Gene Ontology annotation, molecular function: protein serine/threonine kinase activity; ATP binding. Gene Ontology annotation, cellular component: cytoplasm. The annotation marks the transcript as partial. Lineage: Eukaryota; Fungi; Ascomycota; Pichiomycetes; Serinales; Debaryomycetaceae. Gene Ontology annotation, biological process: protein phosphorylation; intracellular signal transduction.
AUGAACAACUCCCCUACUUCAUCUUUUCCUGAAGAUGAGUAUCGCCAAUAUGAACUUGGUCUCCAUCUCUUAGCCGACAGAUACCACUUUGUCAGUAAGAUCCAGGAUGGAUCCUUUGGCAAAGUGUCGUUGGCACUUGACUCACAUUCCAACUCCAAAGUUAGCAUCAAGGCCAUCUCCAAGGUCAACGAAAGCAGCAGCAAAAGCUCGCGAGAAAUCGCCUACAAUGAGAUCAGAAUCUUGGAGAUGUUGAAUACGACUGCCAGUUCCAAGCUGGACUUUGACAACUCCAGUGUUUGCAAGCUUUUGGACUCGUUCGAGAUCUCCAACUACGUGAUCUUAGUCUUGGAGUACUGCUCUAAAGGUGAUUUGUACGACUUGAUCCACGAGAGAACAAUGACCAUCUCAGAAAUUUUGAGAUUGGCCAAGCAAUUGUACAAUGCUGUAGGGUUUAGUCAUUCCAUGAACAUCUUCCAUCGUGACAUCAAGCCUGAGAAUAUCUUGAUUGAUGAACAUGACAACUUCAAGUUGUGCGACUGGGGUUUGGCCACAACCAUUAGAGAGAACGAUGAGUUCAACGUAGGCACUGAAAAGUACAUGGCGCCCGAAUGUUUCCUUACCAACGCCAGUGGCCAGUACAUUGUUAGCAAGUACGAUUGCAAGUACAGUGACUACUGGCUGUUUGGAGUCACGUUGAUCACGUCUAUCUUUGGCACAUCUCCAUUCAAGCCCACUAAGAACAGCGAGUCGAUCCAGUCUGAUUCCAACUUUCGCAAUUUUGUCAACUACAACAACCCUCAUGUAUUGUACGACAUCUACUCUAGUAUGAACACGAACUGUUUCCAGUUGUUUAUGAGCCUCUUGAAAGUUGGAAACGACGAAGACGACUUGGCAACAUUCAGCUCGAAAGCACGUUCGCGUAACUUAUCCAAGUUCAUCCGCGACUUGGAAUCGAACUGGAUCUAUGGCUUUACCAUUGAUGACGAGGACAAAUUCUACGAUAUCAACAGUAAGGAAAGUGACGAAGCUGUCUUUGACAUGGACCACGACGACUUAGAGCUCAUGAAGCAAUCCGUAACCACGAUUACUUCCGACGAAGAAUAUGAUUGCAAUAACAUGAACAACAAUAACUUAAAAGGUAUUUCUAGUAGUCAAGGAAAUACUGAUGAAGAUGAUGAAGACUACGACAACUUCGACUUGAAGAUGCCUUCACUUGUAGAUUCUUCGAUAAAGUCCGCCAAGUCAUGGUGUGACUUAGACGAUGAAGAAGGUUUUGAU